AUGUGCUAAGAAAUUGAAUUAAAAAUCAAUGGCUGGUCGCAUGAAGAAGCUCGUGCCCACCGAUGGCAAAUGGAUCCCCGAGUCGCGCCGCUUCCCCCUGGAUUUGAUCUCCAGCGUGAUGAGUGGCCUGCGCGGCGACGUGGAGGGAGUCACCCCCGAGGAGCGCCAGUCCCUUAAGGAGUUGCAGAAGACAUGGCUCCAGAAGCUGGCCAACCGCCUGCCGGAGUCGAAUCCCCGUCCGCCCUCGCCCAAGAGGCCACGCCUCCGGGCUAAGAAAAAAGCCCCCCAGGUGGAGAUCCCGCCAGCGGUGGAGGAGCGCGAGGAGUACAACAUCCACGAUGUGGAGGACAGCGAGGUGGUCAGAAACCGCAUCUGCAUCCCCCGACUUCGAUCCCAUUGGAAGCUGCGCUACUUCGAGAUCAUGAUGCCCGCCUUUGUCCUGAAGCGCGGCCUAUUGAAUGAGCACUUCAACUGGGAGAUCGUCGACAAGAUCAUGGGCGCCCCCGACGAAGAGGCCACCGCCUUUCUCCAGGAGUUCGUGGACGAUGUGGUCAAGGACCUGACACCCUGACGGCUGGCUAAGUAUCCUUGACUGCGUGGCAAGCCGCUUCAAAGAAGUAAGCGAACCCUGGAGGAGUGCAAAAAAAAGGACGAGGAGCAGGAGGUCAGCUCCGAGUGAAACAAAA
Molecule: messenger RNA, 686 nt
Organism: Drosophila subpulchrella
Lineage: Eukaryota; Metazoa; Arthropoda; Insecta; Diptera; Drosophilidae
Product: moonshiner
Exons: 2
Coding region: 29-571 (180 amino acids)
Source: RefSeq, a predicted model, not a curated record